Gastrolobium bilobum is the source of this 745-nucleotide messenger RNA. RefSeq lists its product as uncharacterized. The transcript has 3 exons. The coding region runs from base 72 to 731 and encodes 219 amino acids. NCBI's taxonomy places the organism in Eukaryota, Viridiplantae, Streptophyta, Magnoliopsida, Fabales, Fabaceae. The record is from RefSeq and is a predicted model, not a curated record.
UUCUAUCUCUUCACUGAGUAAUAGUGAACUUCAAUUUGGAUAUAUCAGCCAUAAGGGGUGUCAAAGAGACAAUGCAAAGUUCGGGUUCAUUGUUGAGACAGUUAAGUGUGAAGGAGGCUUGGAAAUCAACAUCAAAUAGGUGGAGUAGGAAGGACAAAUAUAACAGUGGUGGGGGAGUGAACGUUGAAGGGUGUGAGACAAGUCUGAAUCAAAUGGAAGGUUUUGCAAUGUAUGGGAAAGAGGAUAUGGUGAGGAAGAGAGUGAUGGUGGUGGUUGAUCACACUUCACAUUCCAAGCAUGCAAUGAUGUGGACACUCACCCAUGUUGCAAAUAAGGGUGAUUUGCUCACUUUGCUUCAUGUUGUACCUCCACAUAAGGCUUCUGAAUCUUCUUGUUCUACCUAUCUUGUCAAUUAUCUUGGGUCCCUUUGCAAAGAUUCCAAGCCAGAGGUGGAAGUGGAAGCACUUGUAAUUGAAGGACCAAAACUAGCUACAGUGAUGAGCCAAGUGAAAAAACUUGAGGUCUCUGUCUUGGUAUUGGGCCAAAAGAAGCCUCUUCCUCUCUUCAGUUGCCUAUGUGGAAGCCGCAGUAGGAGCAGCACAGAGGAGUUUGCUGAGAAUUGUAUCAACAACGCAGAAUGCUUGACAAUAGCAGUGAGAAAGAGAAGUAAAGGCACCAAUGGCUACCUUAUCAGCACAAGGUGGCAGAAGAACUUCUGGCUACUGGCUUAGAUCUUGUGUUCUUG